AUGUCAGACCAUAUCCCACCCCCGACAUAUUCCCAGCAAGAUCCUGAGGACUCGGUCGAUUCGCAGGCUCAACAUGACAUCUUGUCAGAUCCCCAGAUUCUCAUAAUUCCAACCGCAGAUGCUGUCAACUUUCAGAAAGGCUAUUUGGGGGCCGAGGGCGAACACGCAGCAAUUGAAGGAGAACUUCAACUCAAAGGUGUUGACACUAAUCAUUGGGGACGUGUUACCGUUUCUUUGCGUUCCUUUGAAAGUGCAUUUCAAAAUGAAAUCGAGCUUUCUUCGACAGAAAUCGAACUUUACUCUAGGAUAGCUAGCCCACAUCUCCCUUGUCCGUUGUCUAUGCCUUUCGCAAUUCCCCUCCUGCCAGACACCCCACAGUCGAUCCAGACACCCCAUUCGUUUCUUGGACAUACUUUGACAGCGUCUCUACAUCCACUGGAUGGCCGGGCCUCCAUUCUUUCGAAGAGUCUUACAGUUUAUACUCGUCGAUACUCCUCACACACUUCUGCAGUAUAUUCUUCGCCGGAAGAGCACGCUCUAGAAGAUCCUACACGCGUCGAGGUACAACUUCCUCGAGACACAUUUACAUCCGGAGAGCCUAUCCCACUGUAUGUAACUGUACCCCCUCCAAGCAAGGAAACUGUUGUCGACAAGGGUUUACGCCUUCGUAAUGUUCGUGCUGAGCUUGUCCGAGUCGUCAAAGUCAAACGAGAGCAUUUCGAUGAAGAUGACCUAGAUACUGAUGGCGAGACAGCCCCGGAGGAUUUGGAUUAUCCGCAAAGCAGCUCUUCGCUUCUCAAUCCGUCUGACUCUUAUGAACAACACCAGUCUCUUGCAUCUUCCUCCAAACUCCCAUUGUCACCGCUAUUCCUAGGUUCAUCAUACAGAGCCGUAAUAGCGCGCUCUGGGGCCUCUUGCCGUUUCCACUCCUCCCGUCCUAUCCAAUUACGAUUCGUGCUGCACCAAAAUUCCUCUGGCGCACCUUCUGAAUCACAGACCAACCUUGGUCGCACAGAAAGCGACACUGAAUGCCCUCUUGUUACACAGACCACACUGUUGCACUCGGUUUCGUUUCACAUCAAGGUCCAUGUCUCCUUUGUCGAUACGUCUAAUCAAACAGAAAGAAUAUCUACUCUCCAAAUUCCCGUGACUAUCCUCGCACCACCCGCACCACUUCCAGAGGUAUCACAAUCCCUAGAUGAAGCUUACCAGAAAAAGCAUGACCGACCGCCUGCAAGGACAGUGCGGGAGGAAGAAAACGACCCAUCCAUACCCCAUUACUCUGAGGCAGGCCCCAGUAUGCAAUCAUCUGGCGCCCCCCCUCCCUUCGAAGAGCGUGAUGCACCUCCUCCAUUCUUUGUUUCAUCCUUCGAAGCCUCAUCGUCUUCACGCCUGCCAACCUUUCAAGAAUCAGAGCGUGAAAUAAUUCUUCCAGAUUCCAACGACCUUCCUACUGAUGUAGUCCCUCUGCUGUGUGCAAUCCCCGGAGAAGGGACAAUAUUUGGAUUUUCAUCAGAUCAACAAUUUGAUGGGCAUAUAGAUGAUAUGCGAAGAUCAUCGACGCCUCCUCCAACCUUGGAGAUGGCUUCAAGGGACACGAAUUUGACUGCCCUAACCGACCAACCAGGUCAUGUUGCGAUAGAGGCACUGAGCAUCGUACUUGACCAAAUAGAAGAAGUGGUACACCCCGAAGACAAUCCGCCGCCCCCUCCUCCCGCCAUGGAUGAUCCAUCUGAUCCUCCGCCAUCUAUCGAUUCUGACUUCAGAUCGCCAGGUUCGGUCCAUCAAGGGUCUCCAAGCAGGGCAUCGCCUCCAUUAAAUCCUUCCUACCAUCAAUCCGAUCCACCAUUAAGAAUACAAGCAUCCACUCCCACAUUACCUCCUCGAGAAACGCCCGUAUCUCAUGGACAUGCCCCUCCACCCUAUCUCAAUGCAGAAACCCAUCGUGGAGGUGAAAAUGACCAAGUAAUGAGGCCCCCUCCCUAUGCCGACUAA
Molecule: messenger RNA, 1995 nt
Organism: Psilocybe cubensis
Lineage: Eukaryota; Fungi; Basidiomycota; Agaricomycetes; Agaricales; Agrocybaceae
Exons: 2
Coding region: 1-1995 (664 amino acids)
Source: RefSeq, a predicted model, not a curated record